Molecule: messenger RNA, 3038 nt
Organism: Saccostrea echinata
Lineage: Eukaryota; Metazoa; Mollusca; Bivalvia; Ostreida; Ostreidae
Product: myoneurin-like
Exons: 4
Coding region: 103-2481 (792 amino acids)
Source: RefSeq, a predicted model, not a curated record
CGCCUCCACCGCCAUUUUGUCUUCGUUCGAAGAAUUGUAAAGGUCAUCUGUGAUUAACACUCCUUAAAUCGACAAUUCUUUUAUACAAAGGAGGAAAAAGUCAUGGAGGAGUCCAUUUCCACGGUGAAGAUGGAGGAUCCUGGGGGAGGCAGAGGGAAUCUAUCCUUCGGAAUGCCAUCCAUGUCUGGUGAACCAGUGGUGAUCACCUACACAACUGAAAAUGCUGAGGAUGCCAUUCAGAUCCAGGAGAAGACACCUCCAAAGACAGAUGAGACCCAGGACCGCCCCUGUACAGAAUCGUCCAAUCAGGAGACAGAGAGUAUUGAGAGUGACAACUUUACUGAGGCCCUGGCAGGGGAACAGCUUUUACAGAUGGCCAAUGCUAUUGUGUUGGAGCAGGGACAGGUAGAGGGGGUAGAGAAUCAGCAGGAAAUUAUACAGACAGUCGAUGAGAAUGGCACCAUUGUUAGUGAAAUGCAGAUUGUUCAAAAUGACAGCCAAGUGGAGGCUAUGGAAGACCUCCAAACAAUGGCUGAAUAUACAGAUGAAGACGGAGCCAUCCACCAGGUCCCUGUCAAACUGGACAAAAAUAACCAGCAGUUGGUUCAGUUACUGCCGGUGUCAACAGAGGAUGGAAAUCAGGUGUACAUCCAAGUUCUUAGCUCAGCCAAGCCAGACUCUCAUCCUUCUACUGAAUCUCAGACUGAGAUCCAUGAGAUCAUGAUCUCAGAGGAUCAACUCGAACCUGAGAUGCUGAGCCAGGAAAGUAUGGCAAAUGAAGAAGUGACAGUGGAGAAUGUACAAGAAAUGGCAAAUUACAAGAGCGAGGUUUUGGAGGAUGGGACAGUCCAGAUUUACAUGUUGGAAGAUAAGAAUACAGAAAAGAAAGGGAUGAAUAAAACUUUGAUGAACAUAAUAUCCCCAACAAAACAGGAUGCCCCAAGCCCACCCACCAGUUCCCUCAUGACAAUACAAGCCAAGAAAUACAGAGAUGUAGCUACUCAAAUAACUGUUUUUCCAAAGUUUUCCAGACAAGGAUUGUAUGAUGUCUCAACUCAAGUUACUGCAAAAGAAAUUCUGAGAGAUCCUAAACUUCGCAGUUUACCGAAUGGUACCACAGUUAUUCAGAACAGUAUUGUCUCUCAGAGUGAAAGCACUAUCAUUCUUAAUUCAGGUAGUGAAAAUGAAAUGAUUCUCCAUAAAUGUACCAUAUGUGGAAAAGUUUAUAAAAAUAAACUGAACUGGCAGGGUCACAUUAAAAUUCAUGCUCAGGAAAAAGUGUAUAUGUGUGGCUACUGUGGAAAGAUUUACCCCAGAAGUAGCCUCUCCACCCAUCUUCGCACACAUUCUGAGCUCAGGCAGAUUGCAGUGUUCGAGAACCUGCCAGAUCACUUGAAGAGGAAGAACUACAAACAAGCUCCUGGGAUGGUUUUUCCCAAUGAAGAAGCUUCCAUUAUUGAGCUGAGUAUUGCAGAUGUAGCCACAGAAAUAGAUCCUGAUUUGUUCCCUCCACCAGCUGCUGAAGUUGUGACUGCCCCUGCAAACAUCGUAACUUCGAAUGAUGCCUCACUACCUGAACCAGCAGCAGAGUCUGAGGUUUUUACAGAAAAUGAAAUUCCUGCCAAGAUGCACAUGGAGGUGGAAGCUGAAGCAGAAAUUCAGGAGGGAACUAAAACAAAGUUUAUUUAUAAGUGUAAUGUGUGUGGAAAAGAGUACAACAAUAAGAGUAACUGUCACAGACAUUUAAAGUCUCACACAGACACCAAAGGAUUUAAAUGUGGUUACUGUGGGAAGGCAUUCACACACAGGUACGAGGUCCGCAUGCACUGUAGGACACAUACAGGUGAGAGGCCAUACAAGUGCCCUAUCUGCACUCGUGGAUUCAAUGAAAGUGGAAAUCUGAGGCGUCACAUGAAAAUCCAUGAGGGAGAUAACUCUCCUUUCAAAUGUGGUGUCUGCUUCAAAGGAUUCAAUGAUACUUUGAGAUUGAAUGCUCACAUGAAGGUUCAUACUGGAGAAAUAGUGUGUGAUGUUUGUGGAAAGAAGUUUGGGAAGAUAUCGGACUUGUAUCGCCAUAUCAAAAUCCACAGUGGAGACCGACCUUACAAAUGUGAUUUGUGCGGGAAGACAUUCUGUCAGAAGGUUAACUUAGUCACACAUCAACGAACACAUACAGGUCAGAAAGCAUUCAGGUGUGACUUCUGUGGACUAGGGUUCAGCAGGAAGACAAUUUUGCAGCAGCACAUGAAGACCCACAUGGAGGAUGAGGAAUUCUCUGUGGAGAGGACAGAGGUUCGACCUGUCAGAGGAGAGGUGGAAAUUAUGGAGGCAGAUGUCAUCGAACACAUGGAGGCCCUUUCUAACGAGUUUGUGGAAGAUGGAGAAACACAGACAACAGAUAUCCAGAGCGUGGUCCUAGAGGACGGAGAAGAGGUCAUCACCGAGGCAACUAGUCAGGAAAUAGCAACAUACACUGAAUAAUAUCAAACAUAUACAUUCACACAGACAAUCAAGGGAAUAUUGGAACUGUUGGGUGGCUGUAUGACAGCUAUUUUAAUCUACUAUGCCAAAUGCAACUUAUUUAUUUGACAAACAAAGUUAUAGCACAUUUCAUUUAAUGAUUAAAAAAAAGAUCAUUCAACAAUUGUCAGUAAUUACAUGUUAAAUAAUUUAAAAGUAUUGAAAAAUGUAUAACAAUAAAAAGUUAUCUUACAUUUCAACAAAGUGAGGCUUUUAUCACUAAUACUUGCAGUUACUUUUAAAAAAAGAUGUGAUAAUUUCCUGCAAAAACAAAGAAAAUUUAAGUGUACCAAAUUAAAAAAAAAAAAAAAAAAGGUAGUACCGGUACAUGUUUGUGAUGUUCCCAUGAAAAAAUGUGAAGAAAUAAUUACAUGUAUUAUUUCAAAGUUUAAUUGAUAUUGUUUACAGAUUUGCUCGUGAUCAAAUUUUGUACAUUGAAAUUUACAUACUUUAUGUUCAGAAGUUUUUGUUCAAAAUUUUAUUGUUCAUGCUUGAAAGUAUUUUUGGAAGAGUUAGAA